This is a messenger RNA of Penicillium verhagenii, 1107 nucleotides long. RefSeq lists its product as uncharacterized. The transcript has a single exon. The record is from RefSeq and is a predicted model, not a curated record. The coding region runs from base 1 to 1107 and encodes 368 amino acids. NCBI's taxonomy places the organism in Eukaryota, Fungi, Ascomycota, Eurotiomycetes, Eurotiales, Aspergillaceae.
AUGGAUCGACUACCUGAGUCGCUCAGCAGCUUAAGCCCCCCCGUACUAGACAACGAUUUCAACCCCCAUGAAUCCCGGCACAAGAUAUCCACUCGGCUGGAAAGGUAUGCACCACUCAAUGAUGAUGAUGAUACCGUCCACUUCUUGGAGUCUGUCUUCCGAUUCCUUCCGGUCGAAGGGCAAGUACACCUAGCCAGCGACAUCGAUAGCUGUGAUGAUGACGAGCGCCUGCGGAAACUCUCAACCCACCUUGAUACUGCUAUGCUUAGACCGAUGGUGGUCACAGGUGGUAAAACACCUGCGGUUAUUCCCUCCCCCCGUCCCGGAGCAGAAGAUUCCGUUGAAGAUCUUCUUUCGCAUGACUUUGAUUCCAUUAACCGCCGACAAGGGCAAUUGCGGAGAAUAUGUCUACAGCGGGAUAACCACCAAUGCGUGGUGACAAAAUUCUGGGACUUUGACUACGCAUCCGAUAGCCGACCCGUCGACGCACAUACUUCAGAUCUGGAAGCCGUCUACAUACUCCCCUUUGGUCUGGGAAACUUUCAGAAAGAUGAAAGACGGCGACAUGCACUAAUCUGGAACUGCCUGUACCGUUAUUUUCCACCAAUCCGAAAUUUCUUUCACAGGAGCGACGAGAGUGUCAACCGUGUUGAUAAUGUUAUGAUGCUUACUGCAUCACUGCACGCGGAGUUUGGCCGUUUUAAUCUGGUCCUAGAGGAGAGCACUAUUUCUGGUCGAUACCGUGUCAAAACAUUCCCCCAGUUCCACAAUACCUUCCUUCGACAGUUCAUUCCUGAUUUCAUUACGAUAGACAGUCCGGAUUCACAGUACCCCUCUCCAAAUAGUUUGUUCCUCGCCUUGCAUGCGUCCAUUGGGAACAUCUUGCAUGCCACUGGACGCGGAGAACUCGUGGAAAAAAUUAUGAGGCAUCUUGACGGAGCUGGCGGCAAUGCUCUUGCAAGAGAUGGGAGCACGAAUGUGGGAGAGUUACUUUCUGUCACCAGUCUGUCAGCGUUGGCAAUCAACCCCAGCCACAGUCCAGUGCCCCACAAGAAGAGACACGUUGGCGAUGUUGGGUCCUGGCUCCCUGGCAUGGAGAACCAAUGA